AUGUCAUUCAGAUCAUGGAGGCAAUUUCAGUUCUUCGAGAAUGUUCCUCUUCGAGACCCGCAGAUAGGGAGUCCAACACCGUUAUUUUCGGAUCCUACACUUUCCGCAGCUUGUCCGUUGCAGAAUGGCAAACUCUUUAUCGCAGUUCAAUCGAGAGUAUUACGUCUCGUGAAUUUGAAAACUUUAGAAGUUGAGCUCGAGUUUGAAGCUUAUCCGGAAGGAUUUCAGGUGACAUAUUUAUGUGCCAUCGAAGAUACCUAUGUUGUCAGCGUUGCAGAACAAGUCGGAAAACCUUGCUCGCUCAAGGUGUGGAGAAUUGACAAGCGGCCAAGCAACGAAUUCGACUUUCACAGCGCUAUUGAGGUGAAAAACGGAAAGAAUACAUUCCCUCUAUCUGCGAUAUCCAUAUCGAAAGACUUGACGUGCAUGGCCAUUGGCUUUGUAAAUGGUCGCAUCGUACUAAUACGAGGUGACAUUGUUCAUGACCGCGGGUCCAAACAAAGGAUUAUCUAUGAGGACCCAAACAAAGAGCCCAUAACCGCGCUAAUGUUCGAUAGUGAAAACAGAACUUGUUUUGCCUCGACUACGUCUGCCCUACAUCUAUUUGACACGUAUGGUAGAAAUAGUGGUAAGCCUGGAUUGACACUGAAAACCGAAUCGGGUGUUGACCUCAAUUGCAGUUGUGUGAGUAGCGACGGUAAAGAAUUUAUCUGUUGUUUUAAUAAUUCAAUUGACUUUUACAAGCCCAGCGGUGAGAAGCGGUCGUUAGUAACAGAUCUCACUACAAUAAAAAGGGUUUACGCGAUAGAUAAAGACCACUUACUUAUUUUAUCUGGAGUACAAGCGUCCAACAACACCGUUCUUCAUGUUUCCAACACUGCAAGCCCCAGUAACCGAUUAGUCAUUCUUGACAUUCGGAACAAAUUAAUCGCCAUGAACACAUUGAUAUCAGGGAACGUACUUGAUAUUUUUGCAAGCAAUCUCACAGGUGAGCCAUCUGUAGUACUCUUAACUUCGGAUGGUACUAUGCACCAAAUCAACGAGAAAUCGAUAACGGAAAAAGUUCAAAUUGUUGAGCAAAAAGAACUUUACCAAAUAGCACUGGACUUGGCUGAACAAAGCCAGCUAAGCCCCUUACGAAUUGAGGAGAUACGAAAGAAGUAUGCUGAAUAUCUCUACAACAACGGGGAUAAGACAGAUGCUAUUGAACAGUAUUUGCAAUGCCUAAAUGUAACAGAAACAAGCGAAGUGAUUGCAAAGUUCGGGGUCGAAAACUCGUCAAGCUCUGAAGAUGUUUCGAUACUUUCGUUCUAUCUGUUGUCCAUGAUGCAAAAGGGCAUGAGUAAUUCAGACCAUGUAACCCUUUAUAUCAUAUCGCUAAUAAAGCUGAAAAACGAAGAAGGCAUCCAUAGCUUUAUAAGGCAUUUCAGCCGUUCUGGCGAAUACCUGGAGCAGGAAGAAUCUGAACAAAGCUGGAUGGACGAUGACGAGUCCUUUUUUUACUCUGAUGCAACUCUUUUCGACUUAGAUCUGACCUUAAGGCUAAUGUUGGAGUCAGGAUUUGCAUUACUGAGUUAUAAACUCGCUAGGAAAUUUUCGAAAAGUCCAGAAAUGGUAGUUGAUAUACUGAUUGACGAUCUCAACGAUCCUCAUUCUGCUCUUAGGUACACAAAGAGCUUGCCUGUUGAUGAUGCAUUAAGAAUGCUGAUAAGCUUCUCCAAAAAACUACUCGAACUUCUGCCGAACGACACAAAUGCUUUGCUUAUUGAGUUAUUUACCGGAAAGUACCAGCAGAUAAGGUUCGAAGAUGUGAGUGGAAGUAACAGCUUGCAUGGCGAAAAGACAGAUCAUGAUGUCUUUUACAGCUACAAAUCGUUCGUUGAUUUCAUGAAGUCAACCUCCAACAUAAAAAAUUCCGAACCGGAUGCAGGCACUCCAACCUAUCAUCCACCUCGGCCUGCUCUGAUCUUUACAUCAUUCAUUAAUCAACGUUUUGAAUUUGUUGUGUUCUUGGAAGCUUGUCUUGGAAGCUAUAACGAAUUUAGCGGAUUUGACCACGACAAGCAGCUAAUCCUCACUACUCUCUAUGAUGUCUAUUUGUCGUUAGCAAAAGACGACGAAAAAAGUCGCCAAAACGAAUGGAGGGAAAAGGCCCGACUCGUUUAUCAGGAUAGCAUCAAAUUAGUCAAAGCGAGCAGUUCAACGAACAGUACGCUCUCUGGAGAAAGGUCAAACAAGCCCGUAGAUAAUUCAUUAAUGAUGUUGAUCUCGCAGGUCAACGACAUUGAUCUGUCACAGGAUGAAAAUGAAAUUGAUGUUGAAAGCAAAACUUUCAAAUACGACAAAGCAGACCUUAUCUACAAAUUUGAGUCUUUGUCUUUGACCAGUGAUCCUUUGGUUGUGCUCAAAUUCAUUGAACAGUAUGGUCUCCAGGAACCCGCUCUAUACUCCAUGGGUUUGGCGCAUUUCAUCAGCUCAAAAAGUGUCAUGAAAGAAAUAGGUGGGGAACCUGUCUUCAGAGAGAAGAUUUUACAGAGAGUUUUGGACCUCGAUUUGAUGCCCCUACUAGAUAUUUUACAAGUUUUGGGCUCCACAAACGUUGCCACUUUCGGUCUGGUUCAAGAAAUUUUGAUUGAGCACAUCAAGUCUGAAAGCCAGGAGAUAAGAAAUAAUAAAAAGCUUAUUGAAUCGUAUAAGGCGGAGUUAACCGAAAAGGACAACAAGCUGAACUCAUUGAUAGACGAAAACAAUCCCUUACAAAUAAAGCUAAAAAGCCAAAACUGCAACACUUGUCAUUUGCAAAUCUCCCCACCAGUGGUAUUUUUCAAAUGCAACCACAUAUAUCACCAGCGAUGCCUGAACGAAGAAGAGUACUUGGGCAAGGACGGGAAGUUUUUUCAAUGUCCGCAAUGCAUUGUUGACUAUGAAACAACCGAGGGAAUGAAGCAAGCCCAGGUUGAAGCUCAAAAGAAUGCUUCACUUCUGCGGAUGGCUCUGAACGAUAAAGAGAACAGCAAAGAUCGUUUCAGAGUUGUUACUGAGUUCAUAGGGAGAGGCGGGCUUGACUCGUGUUGA
Messenger RNA from Lachancea nothofagi CBS 11611, 3075 nucleotides. NCBI's taxonomy places the organism in Eukaryota, Fungi, Ascomycota, Saccharomycetes, Saccharomycetales, Saccharomycetaceae. The record is from the annotation of a GenBank genome assembly.